AUGCAGAUAGGAAAGACUGGUCGCAGCAGGAUGAAUUCGAAAGCAUGUGAUCAAUGCUAUAGAUGUAAGGUUAAGUGCACGAUGGAGCUCAGCGGCUGCGGGCGCUGUCGACUGACGGGUGGCGCAUGUACGUACAGCCUGGGCAAAUGGAUGGGCCGGCCAAAGAAGUCGAGCCAGCAAAUCUCGAAAGCCCAAGCAAGAGGGACGAGAGAUGCCGGAAAUGCCUCUCUAGAGCACAAUAGAAACCUUUCGGAUACACAACAAGGGUGGGAGAUGCUCUCAUCCGCUAUGGACGAGUCUGACAUGAGCAUUUUGAAUCAUGAAACAAUAUCACUAUUCUCGAUGGGCGAUAACACCCCGGCCAAAGUCGAAGACUGCUACACCAGCCCCGAUGAAUGCCAGAGUAUCAAUACUUCAGAUAAGAAGACGAGUCCAAGUUCCUUUUCUCCCACUUGGACUAAAGCCAGAGAGACGCCAACAAGUGGCAUGGAGACCAGUAGCACCCCAUCGCCACAGGAGUGCCAACAAGGCAAUUAUCAUAAGCAUCGAGCCAGCGCAUACUCAUAUCUGCCAACUCCACAGAGCCCCGGUUGUCCUCACGACUUCAACUUUGGAAUAACGGGCACGGAUUUUACAGCUUCGCCAUCAGCUUCCUUGGGAGGCAACAUCGAAACAAAUUCUGCUAGACAUACCGAAGACAUGGACUACGGACAAACACGUGCAGUAAUGCAAGAGAGACCUACUUCUCCUAACGAGCAAGCGUGCAACUGCAAAUGCUCUCAAGUCGCGCUAGCCUGCCUAGACAAAAUCUCCGUCGUGCCUUCUGAAGCCCGUUACAUGGACCGUCUCCACAUCAUCCAGUCCGCUCUCAUGACCGCAGAGCGGCUAGUUCUCUGCACAGACUGCCCACCAAACAUGACCAUUGCAAGAUGUUGCUUCAUCUUGGGAAACACGCAUGAGCUGGUGAGUGAUGUGAGUGCCCACGCAGGAGACGCAUCCAGCCCUCCCACCACCAUGCUCUCCCGCCAAUCGAUAGAAUACAUGAGGCGCAUCAAGCGCCGCGCUAGCAUGCUUCUUGCGGGGUUGAAAGCGUUGCAAGAAUUUGGGUCCGGGGAUCGGCGUCUUUCAAAUAUGCAGUCUGAGUUUCUAUCAGUGCUUGCAAGUUCUUGGCUUGUGCUACUACCAGAUUAUCGAGAUUGA
Messenger RNA from Bipolaris victoriae FI3, 1200 nucleotides. RefSeq lists its product as hypothetical. Gene Ontology annotation, biological process: regulation of DNA-templated transcription. Gene Ontology annotation, molecular function: zinc ion binding; DNA-binding transcription factor activity, RNA polymerase II-specific. The record is from RefSeq and is a predicted model, not a curated record. The transcript is spliced from 4 exons. The coding region runs from base 1 to 1200 and encodes 399 amino acids. Lineage: Eukaryota; Fungi; Ascomycota; Dothideomycetes; Pleosporales; Pleosporaceae.